Messenger RNA from Oncorhynchus nerka (sockeye salmon), 1772 nucleotides. RefSeq names its product coiled-coil-helix-coiled-coil-helix domain containing 7 (gene chchd7). The record is from RefSeq and is a predicted model, not a curated record. Gene Ontology annotation, cellular component: mitochondrion. Lineage: Eukaryota; Metazoa; Chordata; Actinopteri; Salmoniformes; Salmonidae. The transcript has 4 exons. Gene Ontology annotation, biological process: mitochondrial respiratory chain complex assembly. The coding region runs from base 585 to 842 and encodes 85 amino acids.
UCGCUUUUGUGACAUCGGUUAGCAGAAAGCGUCGUUAGCCCUCUUGCGGGCUUAAUGUUUUAUUAGUUAGCUGCUAUAGUUGCAGUAGGUAGCUCACUCAUUCGAAGGUCAAUGACAAAGAUGAUCUAUUAUAUUGACAAGAUAGUCGAGUGAUGGCACUAACAAUGGAAAUAUUUCCACGAAGAUGGAAGGUAGGCGAGAUCAGGUGGGACCAUUCCAGCCAAUUAGAGGGCAGAUAUGCUUGUGAACAGGCACAACUCCGAUUUAAAGUUUUUUUUUUUUGCCAAAAUGCCACGUGCGUCCACUGUCAGUGCAUUCGUAACAACAUAACCAGUACAUAACUUAUAUCACAUCAAAUAAACCUCAAGUAGGAAAUGAGCGAUUACAUUUUUUUGUUUAACAAAUUCGUCACCGACUCUCAUACAAAAAAAAAUACUUCGUGGUCUUAUUUCUUGGACAGAUUUUGAGCGCCGUAAACGCUCUCGCUUCGCCUUCUCUGACGUUCAUCCAUGUAGCUCGAGCAACAACGUUAUAAAGUGCAGCUAUGAGUUUGCUGUUCCUGAAAUUAUGCGACGCAGCAAGAAAUGGACAAAAACGUGCGCAAGCUUCGAAGUAAAGAUAUAAACCCAUGCAUUGAAGAAAGUGAUGGUUCUCAGAAAUGUUUGGAUGCCAAUAACUAUGAUAAGAACAUGUGUUCUGCAUAUUUUCUGAGAUACAAAAACUGCAGAAAAUACUGGCACAACCUCAUGGUGAAUAGGAGACGAGACGGCGUGAAGCCUGACAUGCCCACUGCUGAGGAGCGCCAGGAGAUUCUAGCUGCCAUUGGAGGCAAGCCCUAUUGAGGCAGUGGCAAGACCAGUAGAAGGAAACACUGGAGUGGGGUGUAGACCAUACUUUCCAGUAAAGCUCUUGGUCAGACACCUUCUUUAUGAAGGUCUGAGAGCUCCUCCACACACCUCACCAUUAUGAUGCUGACCGUGCCCCAAGAGGUGCCUCUGCGGCACUGUGUGCUGCUAGCCACUAAAGGUUGAUGGUGGCGUUGAAACCUGUCAAGUACCGAUAUCAAUGAUCAAAUCACUACAGUAUGACUAAUGCUGUAAUCUGGCAAUGAAUGUGCAUAGCUGGUUAGUAUGAGUGGAGCUAUAUGGAAAAGCACUUCAAGUUGCCUUCAUGAAUCAAAUGUUUUUAAUAAUCUUUAAAGAAAGAACUGGAAAGACUAUGGACUUACUCACCUUUAUUUGCAAGCCUUGCCAGCAUCACUGAAAAUAAACUGAAUCUGUGUUUGUAAAAUUAUUUUAUUUGGUGUACUUUUUCACAAUCGCGUAAAAGCAUUUUUUGUUUUUAAAAUAAGCAUUGUGUGCAGGAUUCAUUCAUCGGUUCACAAUCUGUCCUUGUAUUCAAUGCAUAGGCUGGGUUGCUCAUAGUUUUGGAGACUCCAUUGCUAUACAUAAUAGGAAAUAAGGUGAAUACAAUGGCGGAACACCACUGAUAUGAACGUAUAGCCUCAAUCCACACAAGCUCUAUAAUGGAAGGUGACCAUGUUGGAGAUGAUUUACUUGGAACCCAACUUCACUCUGAAUGUCAGCAAUAUUGUACAAAAUCAUACGAGUCCCCAUUACUUAGAGAUUUCUCGAUAUUGUACAUGGUAUGACACUGAUGGGAUUGAAUUAGAAUUCCGUGCAGUAGUAUUUACUCAUUGCCGGAAACAGUUAACGUAUUUCUCUUCGGGUGAACAUUUUGUUUUAAUAUUCUGAAAUAAAGACUACAAUUCA